This is a messenger RNA of Fonsecaea erecta, 1152 nucleotides long. Its product is annotated as UV excision repair protein Rad23. Gene Ontology annotation, biological process: proteasome-mediated ubiquitin-dependent protein catabolic process; nucleotide-excision repair. Lineage: Eukaryota; Fungi; Ascomycota; Eurotiomycetes; Chaetothyriales; Herpotrichiellaceae. The coding region runs from base 1 to 1152 and encodes 383 amino acids. The record is from RefSeq and is a predicted model, not a curated record. Gene Ontology annotation, cellular component: nucleoplasm; cytosol. Gene Ontology annotation, molecular function: polyubiquitin modification-dependent protein binding; ubiquitin binding; proteasome binding. The transcript has 6 exons.
AUGAAGCUCUCCUUCAGAGAUCUCAAGCAGCAAAAGUUCACGAUCGAUGCCGAGCCAUCAGACACCAUCGCGCAGGUGAAAGAGAAGAUCACCGCGGAGAAAGGAUGGGAAUCCUCGCAGCAAAAACUCAUCUAUGCCGGCAAGGUCCUCGCCGAUGCCAACACCGUAGAAUCGUACAAAAUUGAGGAGAAGGGUUUCAUUGUUUGUAUGAUAUCAAAGCCAAAAGCUGCCCCCGCGGCCAAGUCUGGCACUCCCUCUACACCGGCGCCAUCAACCUCGACCUCCACACCUGCUGCACCAGUUGCUCCUCAACCAAACCAGUCUACAGCAGCCUCAAAUCAGCCCUCAACUCCCACGCCUGCCCAGAGCACAGCCCCCGCGAGCGCGGCCGCUGGGUCUGGCUUCAAUGAUCCCUCAGCAUUCCUGAUGGGUACCCGCAACGAAUCAACCAUUCGCGAGAUGGAGGCUAUGGGAUUCGCAAGACCAGAAAUAGAUCGUGCACUGCGGGCAGCCUUCUUCAACCCUGAUCGAGCCAUCGAGUAUCUCUUGAGUGGCAUCCCAGAUAAUAUUCAGGCAGAGCAAAGACCAGCGACCCCGGGGGCUCCAGCUGCGAAUCCGGCGUCACCCCCAGCGCCUCAGCCCGUACAGCCCGCCCAGCCCGCCCAGCCUGCUCAAGCUGCUCCACCUGCAGGGGACGAGCCUAUUAACCUGUUCGAAGCGGCGGCACAGGCCGGUCGCCCAGCUGGUGGAAGAAGAGCUCCCGCAGGAGGUCAAGGAAUGGCGGCGGCAAAUAUGGACUUUCUACGAGCGAGCCCACACUUCCAGCAACUUAGGCAGUUCGUCCAGCAGCAGCCGGCAAUGCUCGAACCGAUCCUGCAGCAACUCGCCGAGGGUAAUCCUGAACUUGCCCAGAUGAUCGGCUCAAACCAGGACCAAUUCCUUCAGCUGCUGGCAGAGGAUGCUCAGGAUGCUGUCCCGCCCGGAGCAACGCAGAUCCAUGUGACCGAGGAGGAGAGAGACGCGAUCGAACGCCUCUGCCGACUUGGCUUUCCCCGUGACCAGGUCAUCCAGGCCUAUUUCGCUUGCGACAAGAACGAGGAGCUGGCGGCGAACUUCCUCUUUGAGCAGCCUGACGACGAAGAGCAGUCGUAG